AUGACUUUAAAAUUAUACGCCCCAAUUGGAAACAUGAGAGCCAACUUAAUCUUAAUUGUAGCUGAACUUGCAGGUCUCCCAAUAGAACAUGUAAAUGUUGAAUAUACUGAAACUAAAACCAAGGAACAUUUAGAAAGAAACCCUGUAGGAAAAGUUCCAGUCCUUUAAACCGCAGAAGGAUACUUAUUUGAAACUAACACAAUCUUAAGAUAUUUAGCCAGAGCCUCCGGUAAAUUAUACGGUAAAACCACUUAUUAAUAAGGGCUUGUAGAUUAAUUCAUAGAUUUCGCCCAAAGCGAAGUUACACCUGCUUUCACUGCCUUAUUUUUCCCCAUAAUCGGACAUGCAGCCUAUGACAAGGAAACUUAUUUCAGAUAAAAGAACUAACUUUAAACCUACAUAAAAGUAAUUGAAUAAUUCCUCUCCUCCCGUAAAUAUUUAGCUGGAGAAGAAUUAACUAUAGCCGAUAUUUCUUUGACCGGUUUAUUCUUUGUUGCAUUCAAAACUAUCUUUGACGAAAAAUACAGAAAAACAAUUCCCCAUAUUGUUGAAUGGUUCGGAAGAGUUUCUGCCUUACCCUAAUUCGUAAAAUACUAAGGAAGAGCUUUCUAUACUUAAACUGAAUGGCCUUAACCUUAACCUUAAACUUAAGUUAAAAAGCCUGCACCCGUUGAAUAGAAGAAGCAAGCUCCUAAGGAAAAAGAAUCUCCUAAAAAAGCUACUAAGAAAGAAUAAUCACCUAAUGAAUCUCCCAAAAAGAAAGAAGAAAAACCCGCUGUCUAGCACAAAUUCGAUAUUUACAACUUCAAAACUUUAUAUACUAACGCUAAAGAUAAAAACGAAGCAGUUAAAUUUUUGGUUGAAAACUGGCAUGAAGAUGAUUAAUGUGUUUAUUUCUCUCAUUAUGAAAAGUAUGAAGGCGAAGGAAAAAUACUCUAUUAAUUCAAUAAUUAAAAAAAUGGAUUCCUUUAAAGAUCUGAAGCUGCUAGAAAAGUAGCCUUUGGUACCUAUUCUAUCUAUGGAGAUGAACCUAAUUUAGAAAUUAAAGGUGUUUGGUUGUUCUAAGGAACUGAAGUUCCUGAAUCAAUGAAAGAAAACCCCUAAUUCGAAUAUCAUAAAUGGUAAAAAUUAAAUAUUAAGGAUGCUAAAGACUUAUAAACUAUCACCAAUUAUUGGACUAAUACUGAAGAUGAUGCUUCUGUUGUUGAUGGAUAAAAAUUAAGAUCUUUUGCAACUUUUAAAUGA
Ichthyophthirius multifiliis is the source of this 1245-nucleotide messenger RNA. RefSeq lists its product as hypothetical. Lineage: Eukaryota; Ciliophora; Oligohymenophorea; Hymenostomatida. Gene Ontology annotation, biological process: translational elongation. Gene Ontology annotation, molecular function: translation elongation factor activity. The transcript has a single exon. Gene Ontology annotation, cellular component: nucleus; cytoplasm. The record is from RefSeq and is a predicted model, not a curated record.